GACACUGGAGGACCGCGAAGGCUAAAAGUAGCUGGUUCUGAGCCGGUGAAGAAUGGGGGCAGGGGGUCGAGGUGGGGUCCCUUCCACUGGUCCCGGCUCCUGUUCGUGUCUCCGCAGAACCCCUGCCCACGGCAGUCCCCAAGGGGAUAGCGGCAGGGCAGGAAUCCUGUUCCUCCUAGAAGCCCCGUCCACCCCCCACAGGGCUCCCUCGCGGGGAGGCCCUGACCCUGACCGUAAUCCCUGACCUAUGAUGACCUCCGAUGGGCUGCAAGCUGGCGCUGCUGGGCGCGCCGUACCUGUUGCAGGGCCUGCCACACGGGCUGCAGGCGGGGCUGUUGCCCCUGCUGCUCCGCUCCCACGGCCUCUCGCUGACCUGCGUGGGGCUGUGGGCUUCUCCAUCGCUGGCUCUUCCCUGGGUGGGCUUCUUCUUGCUAGGCACAGGCAGCCCCUGCCUCUCCUGAAGCCCCUUCUGCAGCUGCGCAUCGGGGCCCUGGCCUUCCAGAUGGCUCUGCUCUCCUGCUUCCCUAGCUCCAGUCUGGGGGGCCUCUUAAAAGGGGCUGCCCUGGUGAGUCUUGGCCCCCAGCAUUUUCUGAGUGGAACUGUGACCACCCUCACCUUUGCUCUUAUGAUGCACUGCAGCCAGCGAGCACAUAGCUCCAUCCAGUCCACUCACUACAGCUUUCUGGCCACCCUGGAGCUGCUGGGGAAGUUGCUGCUGACCACAGGAGCUGGAGCCCUGGCAGAUGGGCUGUGCUUCACACUCUUCCUUGUCCUCUCCCUGGUAGCCCUGCUCUAUCUGGACUUGGCUCCCAGUAACCUGGGCUGAACAAGGAGAAGAAAUGAAGGAAACACACCCUCGUCCCCUGCUGCUUCCCACACCCCAAACUGGGGCUGGGCCCUGGGACCUGUUUUCAGUCUCAUUAAAAACAAAUCCAUGAGCUUUUUA
Trichosurus vulpecula (common brushtail) is the source of this 946-nucleotide messenger RNA. RefSeq names its product major facilitator superfamily domain-containing protein 3-like. The transcript is spliced from 4 exons. Bases 248 to 826 code for a protein of 192 amino acids. The record is from RefSeq and is a predicted model, not a curated record. Lineage: Eukaryota; Metazoa; Chordata; Mammalia; Diprotodontia; Phalangeridae. Gene Ontology annotation, cellular component: membrane.